Molecule: messenger RNA, 210 nt
Organism: Linum trigynum
Lineage: Eukaryota; Viridiplantae; Streptophyta; Magnoliopsida; Malpighiales; Linaceae
Source: the annotation of a GenBank genome assembly
AUGCAGCCUUCCCCACGUUGGAUAGCCUCGACAUCAUCAAAUUCGUAUGUAUCCCGAGGCCGUUUGACCAUCUAUCUCUUCUUCACCGUCCUCCAGUACGCGAUCUGGCCUCCCAGCGUCGGUUUCGUCUGCGCCACCAGAAUUAGCGGCGCAAUCAUCAUCCUUGUCAGCGCUGGCCGUCGUCAAAACCAGUCGUCGGAUGCUGAGUAA